Molecule: messenger RNA, 1581 nt
Organism: Saprolegnia diclina VS20
Lineage: Eukaryota; Oomycota; Saprolegniomycetes; Saprolegniales; Saprolegniaceae
Product: sodium/hydrogen exchanger 3
Exons: 17
Coding region: 1-1581 (526 amino acids)
Biological process (GO): sodium ion transport; proton transmembrane transport; regulation of pH
Cellular component (GO): membrane
Molecular function (GO): sodium:proton antiporter activity
Source: RefSeq, a predicted model, not a curated record
AUGGUCGACAUCAACAUCAUGGAGAAGGCGACGUCGGGCGAGGUGCUUCAUGACUUUGGCGCGCUCAACACGCUCCUCUUCGUCAUCAUCCUCGGCAUGUGCAUCGUCUGCGCCUACUUGAUCAAGGAGUACCGGUUCUACUACCUGCCCGAGUCGGGCGCCGCCAUGAUCGUCGGGCUCAUCGUCGGCGCAUGCGCGCGCCUGUUUUACCCGAGCCGCAAGGAAAUGGAGUUUCUGCGCUUCAACAAGCUGCUGUUUUACUUCUUCCUACUGCCGCCCAUCAUCUUUGAAGCCGGCUACUCGCUCCAUCGGAAAAACUUCUUUGACAACUUUAGUACGAUCCUGCUCUACGCUGUGCUGGGGACGAUGGUGUCGACGUUCAUUGUUGGGUUCUUGACCUUCUACGCUGGCCAGCUCGGAUGGAUCUCGAUCGAUACGUCAAGUCCGCUGGAGGCACUACUUUUUGGCGCGCUCAUCUCGGCAGUGGACCCUGUCGCAACGCUCUCGAUCCUCGGCAACCCCGAACUCAAUUUGGACCCGCUCUUGUACAGCCUCGUGUUUGGGGAGAGUGUCCUCAACGACGCCGUCUCGAUUGUGCUCUUCAACACCUUUCUCAAGUUUUACGAGUCGGGGCACGAAUUCACGCCAUAUGCGGUCGGCAUGCUCCUCAUCGAGUUUACGUUUAUCUCGCUCGGGUCGGUCGCGUGUGGAUUUGUCACGGGGCUGGGCUGCUCGCUCCUCUGCAAGAAUACCAACAUCAAAAAGUACCCCAAGUACGAGAUCGCGCUCCUCUUCCUCUUUGCGUACGGGUCGUAUUCGCUGGCCGAAGUCAUGAAGCUCUCGGGCAUCAUGUCUCUCUUCUUCUGCGGCAUCACGAUGGCCCACUACAACACGUACAACCUCUCGCCGUCGUCGCAGGUGACGGCCGAGUCGAUCUUUCAGAGCUUUGCGCUCGCAGCCGAAUUUUUUGUGUUUUUGUACAUGGGCAUGGGCAUUUGCGUCGGCCAAUUUGGCCGGUGGGACAUCACCUUUAUGGUGCUCGCGAUCCUCUUUUGCCUCAUUGCGCGGCUCUUCAACAUCUUCCCGUUCAGCUGGCUCGCCAACCUCGGGCGGUCGCAGAAGAUCCCGUUUCAAAUGCAAGUGGUCCUGUGGUUUGCGGGUCUCCGUGGCGCGAUCGCGUUCGCCCUGUCCCAAGACAUGCCCGGCGCCAACCGCGACGUGUACACGACGACGACGCUCACCGUGGUCAUUUUCACCACAAUUGUGUGUGGCGGCUUGACCGAGCCUUUGCUCAAGCAGACCAAACUCAAGAAGAGCGACGACGACGACGAAGAGGAUGACGAUGCUUCAUGUGCCGAAGACGAGUGCGGUCUCUUGUCAUCAACCGAGGUGUCGGACCACGCUGACGUGUCGCCACUUCAAGUCCCGCGCCGUCGCCAGUCGUCGGCCACGGAGCGUGUGGCCUCGCCAAGCUACCUCGGGUCGUUCUGGGGCAACAUUGACGAAACGUACCUUAAGCCAGUCUUUGGAGGUCAAAAAGCCCGCCGAGCGUGUGUAGACGACGAAGCCCACCACGAGUAG